AUGGCGGCCGGCACACUGGACUCCUGGAUGCGCGCCAGCAGCACCAGCAAGAAACGUAAAUCCACCUCGACAGAUGAUAUCGCUGAACCGCAAGAGCGACCAGCCAAACGGCCAAUCACAUCCGAGCACGAGAAACAUACACCCGACCAUCAAGACGAGGAUAUCACCACUACAGCAACGAAUGCCCAACCUAGCCAGCUAGCUCCUGAAGAUCGUCCUCGUAUAAGUCUGAAGAUCACAGAAGUUACAGGCGACAUCUUCGACGCGCCACCCAAUACUCUCAUAAUCCACGCCUGCAACUGCCAGGGUUCCUGGGGCGCCGGGAUAGCCAAAGCCUUCCACGAUCGCUACCCAUCUGCGUACAAAAAAUACGCCACACACUGCAAUACCAUGAAGCAGAAAUCAAGUCUGGUCGGAACAGCUUUACUCAUCCCACCCCCACCCCCAACAGCAAAAACAUCAACGUCCACCAAGCCCGGCGCGAAUGGUACAAGGACAGCAAAAGUUGAAGCUCGUCAUUUCAUCGGCUGCCUCUUCACCUCCUCCCGCUUCGGCAGGUCCAAGGAUCCACCAGCCAAGAUCCUCGAAGCCACGGGCCCGGCAAUGGAAGAUCUCCUUACUCAGAUCCAGGAAUGGAACCAUUCCGUCAAUGACGCCGAGAGUUUGCGAGAGGUACGCAUCUGCCAGAUCAACAGUGGAUUAUUCAAUGUGCCUUGGGGAAAGACGAAGGCUGUGCUUGAGGGGAUCGAUGUGAGUGGCAAGGAUGUCAAGGACAUUUCGGUGGUGGUUAGGGAGGAGUGA
This is a messenger RNA of Recurvomyces mirabilis, 801 nucleotides long. RefSeq names its product ADP-ribose 1''-phosphate phosphatase (gene POA1). The transcript has a single exon. The record is from RefSeq and is a predicted model, not a curated record. Gene Ontology annotation, biological process: peptidyl-glutamate ADP-deribosylation. NCBI's taxonomy places the organism in Eukaryota, Fungi, Ascomycota, Dothideomycetes, Mycosphaerellales, Teratosphaeriaceae. Bases 1 to 801 code for a protein of 266 amino acids.